Molecule: messenger RNA, 12002 nt
Organism: Dermacentor andersoni
Lineage: Eukaryota; Metazoa; Arthropoda; Arachnida; Ixodida; Ixodidae
Product: lysosomal cobalamin transporter ABCD4-like
Biological process (GO): peroxisome organization; very long-chain fatty acid catabolic process; long-chain fatty acid import into peroxisome
Cellular component (GO): peroxisomal membrane
Molecular function (GO): ATP binding; long-chain fatty acid transmembrane transporter activity; ABC-type transporter activity
Source: RefSeq, a predicted model, not a curated record
UCAUACAAUAUGAAGCAGUAAAAACAAAGUACACUCAAAGUAAGUUGUGGAGUCAUUGGAACAAGUUUUCUAACUUAGUUACAAUUAUGUUCGAUAGAGGACGCCACCUGUCUAGCAAUUUGGGCGGUUUAGUCGUUUUGUUACUCCACCGAUGUCGACAUUCCUUCCGUCGUCAUUUGUCCAUUGGUUUGUUUGUUAUGUCAACCCAUGUGUCAACCGCAGUUGAAAUGAGUCGCUCGACGAUCUCCUAUCAGCAGUCGUCUGCGUUAGUUUCUCUCUUUGCUUUGCCUUACGUAUCACGUGCCUCCGCACCGCCCUGUUGCGAGCAGCUGAGUGUCGACGCUACGCGAGUUUCGCGGUCUUCGAGACGGUUCCUUUGAUCCCCGUUAUCACCGCGAUAGACCGCUUCUCCUCAUCGCGGAGUCGGUUUCGGAUGGGCGCCACGCUCGAGCGGAGGACUUGUCGACUUCGUUAACUGGAAAGGAGGGGCACACUUGAAGAAACUCGAACCCGUCGCCGAGGGCAAAAGCAGGAAAAUGUCCUCCGGUACCUAUCAGCGCAUCACGUCCAUCAACGUGGGACCAGCGCGGCACGUGGAGCCCAGCGAGAGCUCUAGCUCGGACAUGGAGCGUCUCGCCUUGGACUGCCUGUUCUUCCGGCGCUUCCGCAGACUCGCUGGCAUCGUGCUUUCGAAUGUCGCCGCAGUGCUUGUGAUGGUUGUGCUGCUCGUCUUGUCCGUCGCGUACGAAGUGAUCGUCUAUCAGGUGGGGCUCACGACAAGCCAGUUCUACGUCGUCCUCGGCAAGAAACACUGGUGGGGUUUCCUAAACCAAACAGCUUUCUGUCUCGGCCUCAUCGCGCUUGUUGCGUGCAUCAAGAGCGCCAAGCAGUACGUGUCGAGCACGGUCACAGUGCAGUGGCGACAGCUUCUCACCAAGCGUCUCCAGGAGCUGUACUUCUCGCGCAAGGUCCACUACCGGGUCAACGUGGUCGAGACGGCAAUCGACAACCCGGACCAGCGCAUCACGCAAGAUGUGGACCGACUCUGUCAAGUGCUCAGCGACAUCGUGCCCACCCUGCUCAUAUCACCCUUCACGAUAGCCUAUUACAGUUACCAGUCUUUCAGCGUCGCGGGGUACAUCGGCCCGCUGGCAGUUUUUGUCUACUUUAUCAUCAGCACGGUUGUGAGCAAGCUUCUCAUCACUCGCGUUGUGCCCAGAGUGUACGAGCUGGAAAAGCAGGAAGGUCGCUUCCGGUACAAGCACGCUCAAAUAAGGGCAAACUCGGAGUCGGUUGCCUUCUUAGAUGGGGAAUUCGCGGAGCUGGACUCGACAGAGGAGCACCUGCUGGAACUUGUCAAGGCGCAGCAGUCAGUCUAUAACCGCCAGUUCCCUCUCAACCUCGGUGUCUACUUCACAGACUAUGCAGGCAGCAUCUUGAGUUUCCUCAUCAUAGCAGUGCCCCUCUUCAGUGGCGCGUACGAUGACAUCUCGACGGCCGACCUCAGUGGGAUUAUCAGCAAAAACACCUUCGUGUCCAUGUACCUGAUCAGUUGCUUCAGUAAGUUGGUAGACUUGUCCAGCGGGAUUUCAACGGUGGCUGGCAACACGCACAGGAUCUCUGUUCUGUUGGAGAGGAUGGAAGCUAUCAACGAGGAGGAUGACCUUCUGGAAAAGAUUAAGCAGGCAAAGAAGCCGCUCGGCGAUGAUGGCACUGACACAGAUGAUGAAGUGGUGCCACAGUUCAUUCUCAAGAACAUGUCCUAUGGAAGUCCGUACGAUGACAACAUCUUUGUCGAAGGACUCACGCUCGAGCUGAGCCCCCCAAAGAGCGUCUUUGUCACUGGACCGAGCAACAGCGGCAAGACGUCCCUGCUGAGGAUACUUAAGGGCCUGUGGUCACCAUCGUCUGGAUCUGUCAUCAGAGAGUUUGGCGGCUCUCUGUUCCUGCCGCAAGUGACGUGGUUUGGGAGCGGCAGCCUCAGGUCCCAGCUCUACUACCCAUACACCCCGCCAAGGACCACACCGCAUGAAGAAGGAGAGAUAUGGAGGCUCAUCGAGUUAGCUGAUCUGGGACACCUUCUCAAGCGAUCUGGGGGACUUGAUUCUUCCCUGCUGCCCAUGUGGUAUGAAUCGCUUUCCCCAGGCGAGCGGCAGAGGCUAAGCUUCCUGCGCGUCCUUUGCCAGAGGCCCAAGAUGGCACUCCUUGACGAAGCCACCAGUGCACUCGACGAAGACACGCAGGUGAAACUUUACCGUGAGUGUCGCAAGCUGGGCAUCGCUACCGUGACAAUCGGUCACCACGCCUGCCUCGAGCCUCUGCACGACACCACCUUGGAACUUCAUGGGGCUGCAAAGGGCGGAACUUGGACAUUGAAAGAAUUGGACCAAACCAAUCAUGUCGACUCUGCUGCUGUUGAUAACUCACACUCUUGAUGGAAUGUCUUGAGGAUUUGUAUAAUUGUGCAGGUGUCGCCCAAGCUGUAACUGCUGCAGUGAUUUGUAUAGUGAUUCCAAUGGGCGUCUUGAUAUGAGCAAAGUCUCACUUGCCAUUCAAGUGGCUCUACUGGAAACUAUCAAGUCAGUCUGGAAUAGUAAGAUGUGGUUCUGAAACACCGAGUAGGUGACCUUUAUUGAGAGCAGAGGAUUAGUGCAAGGAUAGAGGGCAUGAAGUGGAUGGACAUGUACUAUACACUUUCACAUUGGAGCCCUCUUAACACGUUCCUUUUACGAGAGAGACAGGACCUUGGCUUAGUGUGGCCAUCUGAUAGUCGUUAGAAAGACAGAGAUUUCCAAAGCAAAUUUUGAUGGUAUCGGAAAGCGUGAUAAGAAUGUGAGGUUAGGAAACUUGUGUGUGUAAUGCAGGUUUAGGCUGACACAGCACGAAUGUAAACGAAGAAAUCUGAAAGUGCCCCGCUUCCUGUACUGGAAUUACUUGGUCUAAUAACAAUAGAAAGACGAAGUUCACUCUGUUUCAGCCUAGCAUCUUUUUGAGGCUUCUUUCACAGAACUGCCUGAACUUGUGAAAGGACCUUCAAAUCUCCCAUUUCCGAGAAAUUAAAUCACCACCAUCACAGUUUUUGUGAAAGGAAAAUAAUGAGAUAUACUAUUCCAUUUACUCUAUUCUUUUUCUCUGAUAAUAAGCCGUCCUUUUCACUCAAAUAAAUGCUUCAAAUGCUCCAAAAAGGUAAUGGGCUGGCACAGCCUCAUACAGUUUAUUUCUGUAGCGUCCCCUGAAGUGAAAAACUAGCGAAGAUGGGUAGAGGUUUCUGGCUUCUUUGAACGCUCCACUCAAAUCAAAUAAAACAUGAGCAAGCAAAUUAAAAACACCUGUGCUGGAAUAUGGGGCUUUUAACAAAAUUUUCGAAGCCGCUUCACAAGUGAUGACGUCUCGUGCCAUGUUUCAGUGCUCCUAUGGGCGCGCCAGGCAUUCCGAAGCUCCAGAUGCUCAAGUACUCUCAUUUUUUAAUUAUUGGAAGCUUUGGGUUAAUGAAAAUUCCACAGAGGCACCAGUAUAUUAUGGCCCGCAGACAAGUCUAAUCACAUGCGCAGUGGCUUCAAAACUUCUGAUGAAGACUGUAUAGACGUUACUACUGCGGCAAGCUUUUGUUCUAAGGUGUUCAUGGAAACUGCUUUCUUCACCCUUUAAUCCACAAAUUAUUUUCGAUAAAAAGUGUACAGAAUUUACCAACAAUUUUCAUUCCUCAAUUUACUGUGGAUUACAUCCGGAUUUUAAAAAUAUAUGUGCAGUUUGCCUCUUUAAUGACCUGAAAUAUUAGUAAAAGGCAUCUGACCUGAAACAAGGACUACUCUCAGCAUACAUGUAAUGUUUGAAUGCCACUAUCUGAACAGAUGGUAAUAAAAGGAAUCAAAACCUUUAAAGAAUAUAUAAGUGCUGAAACUCAAAUGCAUGAUGCGAACUGAGUAGGUGAGCAAGGAUUGCAUCCAGCAAGCAAAAUAGAGGAAGCUGCAGCCUGGACAAGUGCAGCUUGGGCUUCGUAGUUAAAGGGUUAUAUGGAAAGAAAUUUAACACUCUGAUAGACGGCCUAGCCUAACAGCCACAAGAACAUCACCAAAAGCUCCUGCUCUGUUCAAGAGAUGUGGCAAUGAAAACAUUUUCUUUAAUUAUGGGAAUAAAUUGAUGAAAUUUGGCAUGCAGGUGUAAUUUGUUGUGCUGGUAUCAUAACUGAAAUCAGUUUUGUGCUAUCUGUUAUAGUUUUUGAGUUACAACACUUGACAGCCUCUAAUGAUCGUCCCCAAAUUAAUUGGUUAACUACACAUACGUUCGCCACGAUUUUCAUAUCAGCACGUUCACAAAAGUCCAUUCUGUGCAAUAAGGCUAUUGGUUUAUUAUUUAAAUGCCGAAAUAAGCAUAAAUAAUUUUUUGAACUUUCCUAUGCAUAUUGUCUUAGUAAUGACUUUUGCAAAAAAAAAAACACUAUAAUUUUUUUUUCCGAGGUGCAGAUAAAAAUAGACAGCUUUAUUGCACUCAUCAAUGUUUCAGGAUCUAAGUGGAAAAGACAGAAUGAAUUUGAAAUGGCACUGGGAUGACUGAAAGCAACUGCAGAAAAAAUGAAAGCUGAGAAAACGGGGUGCAAAGUUUCAUUUGUUGUAAACAUUUAAAUAUUUACUUUGAGCACCUCAAACUCGCCUGGGUCCUUUGCCUCCUAGGACACAUUUUCUUUACAUUUUGAUGUAGUUUUUCGCUUCUUUGCAGCAUUUUCGUGCACCUUAGUUGUCUUUUUGAUGUGUCCUGCAGAGGUAGAUGACAGCGCAUUCAGAACGUCCGCUUUUGUAUCCUCUCGUUGCGCAGUCUGUUCAUUAGUGAAAGUUGGAGCUGAAAUCUUCAGCGGAAUGUUCGACUCGAAAACUUGUGCUCUCGCCGACAUCACGUUGCUGUCAUGACCACACACGGACACGCCGUCACCACAGCCCACGGUCACGUCACUAUAGCCCAUGGGCGCAUUGUCAGCGCCGCAUGCAGAUGCGCUUUCCUGGUCACCCAUUUGUGCUGGUCAUGCCUUGUCGACAAGAUCGGCAGCAUCCACUUCUACGAUUAGUUUUCUCCCUCUGUUCCAUGCCUUUCGUGGUCUUCCGUACGCGUGGGCCAUUCAGAACUUGCUUCUUUUGGGGCUCAUCACAGAACACGUGGAUUCAGCUGUCACCAUCAUGCAUCACAUUGAUCAGGACGCGCAGCUCGCUGCUGUGCAAAUGCGCACGAGAGAGGUUCAUCAGCAAUUCAAAUCUACAACAGCCAAUAGGAGCAUGUAUGGUGCUCCAAGUGACUACAGUGCCCAAUCGCAAUGCCGCAUUUGCCUUCUUUUUUGCUCGUGUUUGCUGGUUUAUUUUUCGGUUUAGGAAUAAGUUGCUGUGGCUAUCUUGAGCUCCGGUCUCUCCUCUUUAUGAUGAUGCCAAGGUGGGGGCGCUGCGUCAACGGAUAGCCGAGUGAUCCGUGGUGCGACGGCGCCUUCCGAAGCUCGAUUCUUUUUCGCAAUAUUUGAUAACAGCACUCUAGAAAAGUGCUGUUUUUUUCGAUUUCUAUGGUGUAUUUUGUUAUAAUAUUUCACCACGAGGUAAAUAAAGGUCUGAGGAUUGCGAAAAAAUAGAUAAAUUGGAAAAACGAUAGUUUUGACAAUUUGACCACUUCGAUUGCCACGUCGCCCCGCUCACCAGGAUGGGUUGCUCUGUUUUACAAGCCGUUGUUCUCUUGCCCAUACGUGGACUGCUGAAUAAGGCAAGCAAUCAGCAGAUCAAGCUCAAAGCCAUGCACUCUUGACUAUGGGCUACUACUGAGUGCGGCUUACUUCAACGCAGGGUUUUGUGAUAGCGCUUUGUCGGCUUGUUUCUGCAAAUUGUGCUCUCAUGCUUUUUUGACAUGGAUUCCACUUGUACUUGAGGCGUAGCCCAAUGAGUGAAUUGUACCAAUCUUUUUGUGAUCUUUCUUUUUGUUUAACAUCCAGCAGUUGCCACGGGAACUUGGUCUCUUGAAACUUGUGCAUACCACAUAGUCACCAUUUCUGUGUCCGAUCAUUUCGUAUGCUGCCGACUAUAAUUCGCACUCGUCUCGUACGUGUGUGUCAGACUGUUUGCACCAUGCGUCAUUAAAGGCGUCAAGUUUUCCUGCUGGGAGUGCUACCGAUGCCAAAGAAGUCUCGUGGCCUGUGAUACAGUGGAGGCUCGAUUAAUGCACGGCCCACUCGCAGCUAAAUUUGGCAGUCAAGAACAAUAAGGUGUUCAUUUCGCAUUACUGGGUUGAUUUUAAAAAUACAAUGAGAGAAACAUUAAGCUAGAUUAGCAGAUUUCUGGACUACAAAACAGUGCAGUCUUGCCACAAGUAAGUCAGAUGCCUGGUAAGCAAAAAAACAUGUAGAAAUGCAAUAUGUAGACAGCAUCUGGGCACGGCUAUAAGAGCCUGGAGGUUAGAAAAUAUCCAAAGACAAGGUGGCAACUUAUGUGAAAGUUAAUAUUAUAAUGUGAUCAAAUCAGAUGAAAAUAAAGUGAAACCUGGGACAUGUUGCAGACAUUGACGCUGUGAUUAGAGUUCAGAAUUAAUUAUCACCUUCACCUUUAUUUUCUCUACCAGUAAUCAUUAUUUUUGCGUUAGAAACGGGAACAGAAGUUUAAAAGAUCUUGCCACUCUAAAUUGUUGUAGUCUUUCUCUCAGUGGCCCAUUAGAGUGGCGCAACUUAGGCAAAAGGAAAUGCGUUUUGGAAAUCUUGAAUUCACUGUUAUGUUUGCUUAAUUCUAAGCCAAUAUCUGAAAAUCAGGAGGUCCGAAUAUACAAAAGAAGGUAUCUCCAGUGUAAGCCAAUCGGAAUAUGAACUAAGCUGAAGCAUUGUAGCUUCUUGCCUAAACCACGCUAGUCCAUCUUUUAAGUGAUUGUGUAUGACGCUCAAAAGGUUACUCUCGUGACGUGAGGUCACUUGUCAUCAUUAUUGCCAUUAAGUCAUUAUCACUCUGUUGCUUACUGUGCUUUCCUCUGUUUUGUCUGUGCCUUUUGAAGCUCACAAUUUUUUAUAAGUUUGUGAGAUCAGCUUAAGGCACGUUGAUAUGUACCUGCUGUACAAUCCAUUGCCAUUUUUCAGCCGAUGCUUGGUUGUUAUGAUGGCAUCGAACAAGUUUAGCAGGUGCAUACAUUUAGUCAGUGUUUUAGUGUGGUAAUGUAGCCAUGACCCUUGGAACAGAUUUUGAAAAGCAACUUGAGUGCUUACACCUUACUUUGUAGAACUUUCAAAUCUCAUCCUCAGUUCUAAGCCAACCUGCCAAGUUUUGGCCUUGACAUUUCUUAGAAAGGUUUAGUAGCUUAGGUUUGAGUAAACAUGGUAUUGUUUACAAUAUUGAUUAAUGUAACGUAUAAAGCAGUCCACUUUACUUUGACAGCUCCCAUUGGCAACUUUUUUUAUAUCAAAGCCACAAAAAUGCCUACCAAAGUCAUGCGAAGGAUUUUUAGCAUUGACCAGGUAUCUAUAACACAUGCACAGUACGGCAGCAUUAUUCAUGCUUAGAUUUCUUCUAUUUCAUUUGCAAAGCAUAUUGAUCUCUAUGUUCCCAUUUACAUUUAGUCAAGGUACGCUUGCCCACUUUGAAGUUUUUCGAGAGAAUAUAUAUGUACUGCAAGCAGUAAUCUUUCUUUUGUUUGAAGUGAACAUUUCAGCAUUUUUUGCAUUCCGUACUAUUGUGUGUAACAUGUUCACUUGUAUGUGUUAGCAACUGCCUUUACUGUUCUUCUGUACAAAGCCAAGUGUACAUUCACUAACUAUGGCCAUUGAGUAUCGUUUCUAUUUAAUCUAAAAUGGUACACUUCUAGCCACAGAAAUAUCCCUCCCCAGUCAGAAAAGUUCAGCAGUCCAUUUUGUUUAAUUCUAAAGAAAAUGUAACUGGUCUUAUUUGGUCAGAAUUGUUUCCAAUCUGUUGGAAUUGUGUUUUGAGAUGGAUUAUUUGGGCCCAUCAAAUUCCUGAGACUUGAUUCAGUGUUCUUUCUCUGCACACUUAAUUUUGUAUUAAAAGCAACCAUAUAAAGCCGACAGCGAAGAUCCCAGGAUUAGCAUUAACAAUGUCGUAAGUUUACGUGAUAGAAAAACUUUCAUGUUUCAAACUGAGCUAUUUCAGUAAGUGAAGAUUUUUUGGGAAUAUCAUUGCCUACAUUCAACUUCUUAGAACUUAUAUGUAAGUAGUUCAGUACUGCAGAGGACCAAGUAUGCAGUAUGAUGCUUUAUGCAUGCUCCAACCUUUUUUGCACAGUUGUGUGAGUCUGCACCUACCGAUUUCUUGAAAAGUGGUCGUAGAAUGUUAACCUUUUAGCCAACUCAUUAUACUUGGCAAUGUAUUGCCUAAACCUCCUUAAAGUUAUGGAUCUUUGAGCCAGGACAAGCUUUACCUUGUUUAUCUGAUGAAUUGGUGAGCGCAAACAAGCUAGCCGUGUCCAAUUAUUAAAGUGUUCAUUCAAGGACAUCCUGCAUUUACUAUUGAAGCUCUCUUUUUCUAUAAGGUAUGCCGCUUGAUUGUAUAAACUUCUUAGUCUUUUAUUCGCGCACAUGGUCUACAGGUUGUUCUCCGGUCUGACCAGUUGGUCAGCUUAGCACAGUUCUGUAAACCUAUGUUUAUUGUUCCCUAAACGUCAUUUAAAAAUAGUAAUAGAGAUGUUUACAAGGCAUACUUGUUGUACAGGCAUUCUGUUCUUUAUUGCAUUCCACUUACAAGAUUUAUUUCAGCACCUGCUUUACGAUUUUAUUCUAUAUGUGUUAGUGUCAGUUUUAAAAGACAUCAGUGAAAGUGGCUAUGGUGCAUGGUAACCCUUAGAUAUACAGGACUUCCUAUAAGGCGAAGAUAAAUGGGCCUUGGAAAUCUGUUCGUCUUGUCAGAAAUUCUACUUUAAGAAGCACAUUUGAUUUAUCAUAAACUAAAUGAAGCUUCUUAAACUGUAAGGCUUUAAUAGAACUUUUUUUAAUGAACAGCAAAAGUAAUAUUUAGCUGUGUGUAUCUGCAGAUUACACUUCUAUAAUAUCAAAACAGCCACUAUUGCUUGCAAGGAGGCUUGGUGAGGCAGAAAAGGCACAAAAAUAAAAGACCAGGUGGGCGUCAUUGCCGUGAAAUUCAUGCGUCUCUUCGCAGUGGCAUCAAGGAUUUUGACAUUGACCACACGAACACCGUAUGCACUCGUGCAAUGGUCGCACCCAUGUAAAAACCGCACCCAGAAAUUCAUAAAAAAAAAAUCCCCAAAAACAUAUAUUUAAAAGUUACCCUUGCAUAAGCCAUACCUUUGAUUUUUGAAAAGGUUGGCGGUGUUAUCUGUUGUGUGGCACGAGAAUUCCGAUGCUUUUCUUUUUUUAAUCGGUGGCAAAAUGAGGCAGCUAUGCCGAAUUUUCAGUGCCUCCAGAUAGCAAAAGCACAGCCUUCGAGAUAAGUGGUUGCCUCUGAGACACUGCCAUUGCUGGUCUGUGGGGCAUCACCAAUUUAUUUCAUCUGGCAGGUGACGCACUACGAGAAUAGCCAAGAAUAGCCAGAGCCAGUACAAUCGAGUGCUGUAGUUCAAUAAAGACAGGUACCUCUGAAAAUAUUAACAAAAGGAAUGUUGUGUAUUUUUCUCAGUGUAAUAGCCGCACCCCCAAUCUCACCCCAAAGCUCGGGGAAAAUGACCUACAGCCAUUACACAAGUAUACAUGGUAUAACUGGUUGUCAGCAAAGGGCUACAUUGUAUUCUAAAUUAAUCAAAACUCGCACUAGCACGUUUCGAAAACUUGUGUCAAAACAGCCCAGAUGUGAAAAACAACACACCUUGAAAUUCAUAACAUCACACUGCCUUCCUAGUGUCGAGUUUCGAAAUAAUCUUUUGCCAAUGUAAACUGAUUGAGCAUUGCCCUUUGUGCAGUAAAGUGAGUCUUCUGCGUUGCUGUUCCAUGUAGCACUCCUAGACAGGGACAGGAAUAUAAAAAAUUUAAUUUUAAAUGCAGAAAGGCCGAACAGCUGAGGCAAUGUGCGCUAUGUAAGAAAUCAACCGUGGCAGUGUCACUAUUCACCUUCGCAUGUCUCUUCGGGGAAAAUGAACUUAAGUUCUGUCAUCUCAAAUAACAGUUUGCUCGAACGCACACAUACAUUUUGUAAAACUUUGAAUUCUAUGGGCAGUGACUUCUUGAACAACCUAUCCUAGCACUUGAAGCUCAACCAUAGAAUGUCCCUGGUUGGUGCUACCCAAUCGGUCAGCAAUGUGGAAUUCCAUCGUCUUUACAAUGAACAUAGUUUUAUGAAUGUGUGCAUUCGCUGAUGUCCCUUGCGAUUUCAGGAAGCACAGAACAGUCUUUCUAGUCAACAAAAAUGUAGUAUUAGUCUUAUUGGUGCUUCAGCCUUCAUUUUGCAUGAAAUAAGUACGAAAGACAGGACCACUACAAUUAGCCUUUGUGUGCAUUGUCCUGGGGCUCUAUUCAGGGUCGAUCACUUUCAGUGCGUGCUGAUUGGCUAAGCCAAUGAAAGGAAAAAUGACCAUCACUCCAGUGAGGUGCUGUGCGAAAUGCCACUUAUCGCCACAAAUGAUUGAUGUUGAAUACAGCCCUGGCCUUGUCUCCAAUGUCUACUUCAUGCCAAAUCAAGAACAGUUCCACAAGAUCAAACACUACCAAAAGUACCAAAGCCUAGCAUACAGAGGCAUUGUACUUUGCUUUUUGUACAUUGUAUUUAAAACCACAGAUGCUUCAGAACAAAUGUUUGUGCUGGACCAGGUGGCUGUUUGUAAAGCAAAAAUCCAAGGCAGUCACUUGUUCUGUGGCAUUAGAAUGCUGCAAUGUUAGUGGUUGUGAAAGACAACACUUUAGCAACUUGUUGCUUUUUGUUGUUUCUAUGCUUUAAAAGCAAAUGCGAGUCACCUUGUAAUUUUUUUCUUACCAGUGUUUUACAUUCCAUUUACGUGUCACGGAUUUGGGUCUCAAUUUUUUCUGUGCCAGAUUCAAAGAACGAAACUGUCUGGUGUACAUUGCUGUGAAAACCUUUGUACAGCCCACGUGAUGCGCUGCCUGUCGUUUCUGACUUAGUUGGCAGGAACCUGCUUUAAUUGUUCAGCAUUGCCUUUUGUUUGACAUAGGUUUACUGCAGCCUGCCAUCAGCAGGAAAACUAAACACAAUCUGAAAGAAAGGGAACACCUCUUAUGCAUCAUUAUUACCGUGUGUGACUUGCACUUGCUACACAGGUGGUUGGUGGACAUGAUAUUGUCUCAAAAUCCAGCAGCAAAAUCAUGGUUGUAUGUCACAAGCGUUGGAGAAACUUGAAAUGCAAAUAUUUAAAUUAGCUUUGACUUGUGCAUGUAUUGCCUGUGUUUCAAUUUGUGUAGAUGGUGCAAGUCAAUAAUGAACAGAGUAAAACGUUAUUGUACCCUGUAUAUUGAAUGUACCAGGCUGAAGAACUUAAUGUAAAAACCUAAAAUUACAGAGUUUCUUUAUUAGAUUGUUUUAAUGGCGAAAAUUCUUGCUGCUUGAAGUUGGCAGCCACUCUACUGUCUAAGGUAUUGUAGGCCUGGUCAUUGUAGUGCACUGGCUUGCUUCACAGUAUAUUAGCUAUGUAGAAAGUAUAAUAUUUUACAAGGUGACACGAGUGCUAUACUAUAAACAUGUGCCGUUUUAUGUAUGGCGUGCAUUGUACUUUAUUUGCUGCUUGUUUUUAUUGCAUGGACAUUGUGAUGUUCUAUGUCUAGUCUGUGCAUUGCAUGACAUUCAGUCAUUUCUUUAACUCUCCAGUACUGUUAUAUAUGUUAUUGUGUGAUUUAGCUACUGGUUUGUCAGGGUUUUACGUACACUGCUUUAGUAUCUGCCAUCUGCUGUGAAAAUGCCUGUUCAUUUGCAUGUAAUAUUACUUGCGAAUGGCACUCCUAAGUUGCCUGGGAAACACCUGGUGUGCCCACGAGACAUAUUAAGUGAGAUGCAGGAAACUGUAUACAAAAAAGAGGGAACAAUUAUAUACUUGCACUGCCUUUGUCUUUGCAAUUUUGAAAUAUAGCUGUUUUUCAUUUCUUGCCUUGA